ACCGCAUGGCUCAUGGAAUAGCUGACGCUACCGAGCGCCAGAUGAGGCGCUAAUAACUUAUUUCUUUUAUUUUUUGAUAAGAAACUUAUUUCUUUCUUCUUUCCUGGUACGGAGGAGAGUAUUAGAAUAGCUGAACCUGAAAAUUGAAAUAAUCUUUGGUUCCUAAAUUUUCUUCUGAGGUUUUGGGGUUUAAGCUUCUUCUUUAUUUUCUCUUCGUCGUCGUCACCGCCGUGGCCACUGAUAUCACUGGCCAGUAAGAAUAGAGAGGGAAGGAGUUUCGCGAGAACUAGAGAGAGAAAGAUCUUCGAGCGCGUAGUGGGUUUGGGGAGGUGGGAAAGAGAAGAGGAUGUGGUAUUUAUGCGUGUUCUACCACAGAUUGUUAGAUUACAGGAGACCCGAAGUUGAAGCUUUAGCGGAGCUCUUCGGCGCCUUCAGAGAAAAUGGCAACGACAGCCCUAGUUGCUCUUUAGAGUGGAAGCUUCCUGAAAGCCACCACCCUGAUUCUCCUUUCCAUCUCGUCAAUCUUCCCUCCGAGGACAUUGCCAGAAGCAUCGCCAAUCGAAGUAUACUUGUGAAGGGAAUUUAUGAACUUUGGGGGGAAGGGAGUAGCUAUGAAGAUUUGGAAGUGGCAAUAAAAAGCUAUCCCGAUGAGCGAAAAUUGCCAUACUUGACACCAGAAAGCACAUUCAAGAUCACUGUUGACAGCUUUGGCAAGGUGAUCAACUUUAAUGAGCAAAAUGAACGUAUUAAAGGGCUUGCUUAUAUACCAUUCAAGGGUCGAGUUAAUUUACGAAAUCCGGACCACAAAUUCUGGCUAAUGGAAACUGAUGACUACGGAUCUCAAAAUGGACUUCCUCCAGUUGUUGAGAAGAGAAUUUUCUUUGGUAGAGAAGUUGGUGCUGCAGAUAGGAAACUUUUGCCAACUUAUCAGUUAAAAAGCCGCAGUUACUUGGGCCCAACAGCCAUGGAUGCAGAAAUGGCUUUUCUUAUGGCCAACCAAGCCUUGGCCAUGCCAGGAAAACUUGUCUAUGAUCCUUUUGUUGGUACAGGAAGCAUUCUUGUUGCUGCUGCACACUUCGGAGCAAUGACAAUGGGUGCAGACAUUGACAUAAGAGUAGUACGUGAUGGGCGUGGGCCUGACUGUAAUAUUUGGAGCAAUUUCAAGCAGUAUAGAUUGCCAAUGCCGAUUUCACUUUUGAGGGCAGAUAAUAACCUUCCUCCCUGGCGUCCAGGGCUAAAAGAGGUAUUUGAUGCUAUAAUUUGUGACCCUCCAUAUGGAGUUCGUGCUGGGGGGCGUAAGUCAGGUGGCCGGAAAUUACUUAAGGGUGCUGUCGAUCCCUACACAGUUCCUGAUGACAAGAGGACGGACCACAUACCAUCAACUGCACCUUACAGCUUGGUUGAAUGCGUGCAUGAUUUGCUCGAUCUUGCUGCUAGGAUGCUUGUUAUGGGUGGGAGGCUUGUAUUCUUCUAUCCUGUACUAAGAGAAGAUGGAUCCACUGAUACCGUAUUUCCGGAGCACCCAUGUUUCAGAUUGGUUGCUGCCUGUGAACAGAUUCUUAGCCUACGUUACAGCAGGAUACUACUGACCAUGGUGAAGACGGCGCCAUACAGUGAAGAAAUUGCCGUGUCAGCUAGACAGAAGCAUUUAGACUUCAAGGAAAACCAUGUAAAAUGGCUAGAAGAUGGUAACCUUCAUUCUGCCGUAUUCAGCCCUAUCGAUCGUGAGGGCGAUACAGCUGGGGAUUACAAGUCCAAUAAAGAUUCGAAGCCUAAGUAUAGAGGGAAGUAUGUGUAGCUUGAGUCUUUCAUGCGCAACUGUUUUCUCUCCCCCCGCUAGCAGUUUGGGCUGCUUAAGUGAUCAAUUUUCACACUUCCAGCAUGUGCUUAUUGAUCAAUUAUGUGAAGAUUGAGCUCUGAAGAAUCCAAGUAAUCAAAGAUUUUUUUUUUCCUUUUCUUUGUUCUUGUUUCCAUAGUCAGGUUCUGUGUGAGCCUGUUUGUUAAAUCUAGAAACUGGUCCAUUAUCUCCAACAAUGUUUUAAUUUAUAUAAGAAGGAUAAGAGUUACAUUUGCCGGAGUUAAA
Messenger RNA from Macadamia integrifolia, 2083 nucleotides. RefSeq names its product tRNA (guanine(10)-N2)-methyltransferase homolog. The record is from RefSeq and is a predicted model, not a curated record. Gene Ontology annotation, molecular function: nucleic acid binding. NCBI's taxonomy places the organism in Eukaryota, Viridiplantae, Streptophyta, Magnoliopsida, Proteales, Proteaceae. Gene Ontology annotation, biological process: methylation. Gene Ontology annotation, cellular component: cytoplasm. The coding region runs from base 347 to 1798 and encodes 483 amino acids. The transcript has 6 exons.